AUGAAGGAGACUCUUCCAUUACUUGACUCUGUUGACAUGAAUGGUGGACUGUCUAUGAAGCAUAAAUUGUCUGGUCACCUGAAAUCUGUUUCUUCUGUUUCAUGGAGUCCUAAUGACCAAGAGCUCCUCACAUGUGGUGUGGAAGAGGCUGUUAGGCGGUGGGAUGUCUCUACCGGUAAAUGCCUGCAAGUUUAUGAAAAAAAUGGUCCUGGUCUCGUCUCGUGUGCAUGGUUUCCAAGUGGGAAAUAUAUACUUUCUGGCCUCAGUGACAAGAGCAUUUGCAUGUGGGAUUUAGAUGGGAAAGAAGUGGAGUGUUGGAAAGGACAGAGAACUCUCAAGAUUUCUGACUUGGAAAUAACAGGUGAUGGGGAACACGUUCUGAGUAUUUGUAAAGACAAUGCAAUACUGUUCUUCAACAAAGAAACGAAAGAAGAGAGAUUUAUUGAAGAAGAACAGACAAUAACUUCCUUCUCUUUGUCAAAGGAUAGCAGAUUCUUGUUGGCUAAUCUUUUGAACCAAGAAAUACACCUGUGGAAUAUAGAAGGUGAUCCUAAACUUGUUGGCAGGUACAGAAGUCAUAAACGCACCCGGUUUAUUGUCAGAUCUUGCUUUGGUGGUCUUAAGCAAUCUUUUAUUGCUAGUGGUAGUGAGGAUUCACAGGUUUACAUAUGGCACAGAAACUCGGGGAUCUAG
Molecule: messenger RNA, 693 nt
Organism: Sphenostylis stenocarpa
Lineage: Eukaryota; Viridiplantae; Streptophyta; Magnoliopsida; Fabales; Fabaceae
Source: the annotation of a GenBank genome assembly